This is a messenger RNA of Blastocystis hominis, 420 nucleotides long. RefSeq lists its product as hypothetical. The record is from RefSeq and is a predicted model, not a curated record. The transcript has a single exon. Bases 1 to 372 code for a protein of 123 amino acids. NCBI's taxonomy places the organism in Eukaryota, Bigyra, Opalinata, Blastocystidae.
AUGAUGGUGACGGUGGUGGGCGGGUUCCCGCUGUGGAUGGAGCCGGUGAACGAGACGGUGGAGGGCGACGACAUCGAGCACGGGAAGAUCUUCAUCAAGACGCCGAAGUAUAUUCUGCUGCGCACCGUGGAGGUGUGUCUGAUGUCGCUGAUCGCGCUGCUGAUCCCCGCGUUCGGAACGGUGGUGGGACUGAUCGGAAACUUCACGGAUGUGCUGACCACGUUUACGUUCCCCGCCGUCAUGCAUAUCGUGUUCUUUAGAAACAAGACGAGCCAGACGAUUAUGUAUUUGGAUUUGGGACAGCUGGUUUUGUCCGUGGUCAUUAUGAUUAUUUGCACUUCGCUUUCCUUGAAGGAGUUUAUCAGAUCGUAGGCUUGUUACUGUUGCGGUUGUUGUUGCGGUUGUUGUUGUUAUAUGGAA